ACCCAGGAAACUGGAUACUUAAAAGUCACUUAAAUGUUUUAACAGCAUUGGAAAAUGGGAGCUGCUACUAAGUUGGCGUUCGCUGUUUUUCUUAUCUCUUGUUCUUCAGGUGCCAUACUUGGCAGAUCAGAAACACAGGAGUGUAUCUACUACAACGCUAAUUGGGAAAAAGAUAAAACAAAUCGCAGUGGUAUUGAACCUUGUUACGGUGAUAAAGAUAAAAGACGACACUGUUUUGCUACAUGGAAGAACAUUUCUGGAUCAAUUGAAAUUGUGAAGCAAGGUUGCUGGCUAGAUGACAUCAAUUGUUAUGACAGGAACGAUUGCAUAGAGAAGAAGGACAGCCCUGAAGUGUUUUUCUGUUGUUGUGAAGGCAACAUGUGCAAUGAACGCUUUUUCUAUUUCCCAGAAAUGGAGGUCACGCAACCAACUUCCAACCCUGUUACACCUAAGCCACCUCUGUUCAAUACCCUGCUUUAUUCGUUGGUGCCUAUCAUGGGAAUCGCAGUGAUUGUGCUCUUCUCCUUCUGGAUGUACAGACAUCACAAGCUGGCGUAUCCUCCAGUACUGGUUCCGACCCAGGAUCCUGGCCCACCACCACCUUCACCGUUGAUGGGUUUGAAGCCGUUGCAGUUACUAGAGAUCAAAGCUAGGGGAAGGUUUGGUUGUGUAUGGAAAGCUCAACUGCUGAAUGAGUAUGUUGCCGUCAAAAUAUUCCCCAUUCAGGACAAACAGUCGUGGCAGAACGAGUAUGAAAUUUACAGUUUGCCUGGAAUGAAGCAUGACAAUAUUUUGCAGUUCAUCGGUGCAGAGAAACGAGGCACUAGCAUUGAUGUCGAUCUGUGGUUAAUUACAGCGUUUCAUGAAAAGGGUUCAUUAACAGACUUUCUCAAGGCGAACGUGGUCUCUUGGAAUGAGCUGUGUCACAUCGCUCAGACGAUGGCUAGAGGCCUGGCUUAUCUCCACGAGGACAUACCAGGGCUAAAAGACGGGCACAAACCUGCCAUCUCCCAUAGGGACAUCAAAAGCAAGAACGUGCUGCUGAAAAAUAAUCUUACAGCUUGUAUUGCUGAUUUCGGUCUAGCUUUAAAGUUUGAGGCUGGAAAGUCUGCAGGGGAUACGCAUGGACAGGUUGGUACACGAAGGUAUAUGGCUCCUGAGGUACUAGAAGGUGCUAUCAACUUCCAAAGGGAUGCGUUUUUGAGGAUAGAUAUGUACGCCAUGGGAUUAGUCCUCUGGGAAUUGGCAUCACGCUGUACUGCCUCAGAUGGGAGUCUUUGUAGCAGCUGGAAUUCAGCGGAGAGGACGGUUUCACGGCGGCUGGCGAUGCCGUUUGUCCUAAAGCUCUCCGGGGAGAGCCAGAUACCCCUCUGCAAGGCCAGGCCCCCUACGGAGGCUUUACCCUCUCGGAAAUGUGGAGCUGUUGACCCACGGAUUCGACGCCAUCUCGCACGAGCCCCUGCGGCCAUCCCGCGGUCUGUACCGAUUCCUCGUGCCUUGGUGUACCCCGAAACUCAAAUCUCCCUGGAAGGGGGUGGCAGGGCGCUCCGGCGGGCGCGGUGGUUCCUCCCCAAAGGGAAGGCGGCGCCGGUGAAG
Molecule: messenger RNA, 1596 nt
Organism: Leptosomus discolor (cuckoo roller)
Lineage: Eukaryota; Metazoa; Chordata; Aves; Leptosomiformes; Leptosomidae
Source: RefSeq, a predicted model, not a curated record